Callithrix jacchus (white-tufted-ear marmoset) is the source of this 7657-nucleotide messenger RNA. Lineage: Eukaryota; Metazoa; Chordata; Mammalia; Primates; Cebidae. The record is from RefSeq and is a predicted model, not a curated record.
GGACGCGCUCGCGGGGUGCGGAAGGCGGGGGUGCGGCGGUGGCGGGAGCGUGCCCGGUCCCCGCCCCUGUUUCCCACUCUCCUUCCACCUCCGACCGGCCGGGGCUCCGCAGAGGCGAAGCUCGCUAGUACCCGGAACCGCCCUGCUACCGCCGCCUGCUUCCUCCUCUCGCGGUGAGCCGGUCAGUCCCUGCUCUGUGCGCGCCUCCAUCUGGGCCAUGGAUGGUAGAGACGGGGUUUUACCGUGUUGACCAGGAUGGUCUCGAUCUCUUGACCUCGUGAUCCACCCACCUUGGCCUCCCAAAGUGCUGGGAUUACAGGCGUGAACCACCGCUCCCUGCCAGAAUUAUUUUUUAUGACUACAUUUUCAAAUCGGGGAUCUGACGACCUUCUUUCUUCUGGCAUCAUUAACGGACUUUUUACCAUGAACAGUUCUACUCCUUCUACAGACAGUAUAGAAGAAACUGUUCUUAUCCUAUCAUGUUGCCUUGGCACCUUAGUUGAAGACCAUUUGAAUGUCUAAUGGGAAUGACAGCAAGAAAUUUAAACGAGAUAGACCUCCCUGUUCGCCUUCCCGUGUUCUCCAUCUUCGAAAAAUUCCAUGUGAUGUCACCGAAGCAGAGAUCAUAUCAUUAGGUCUACCAUUUGGCAGAGUAACUAAUCUUUUGAUGUUGAAAGAAAAAAGGCAGGCUUUCUUAGAAAUGGCUUCUGAGGAAGCUGCUGUUACUAUGGUGAAUUAUUACACUCCUUUUACUCCUCACCUUCGAAGCCAGCCUGUUUAUAUUCAGUAUUCCAAUCACAGAGAACUUAAGACUGACAAUCUACCUAAUCAAGCUCGAGCCCAAGCUGCACUGCAGGCUGUCAGUGCCGUCCAGUCAGGAAGCCUGGCCCUUUCUGGAGGUCCUUCCAAUGAAGGCACAGUCCUACCUGGGCAGAGCCCUGUGCUUCGAAUAAUUAUUGAAAACCUCUUUUACCCUGUUACUCUGGAAGUUCUUCAUCAGAUAUUUUCUAAAUUUGGCACAGUCUUGAAGAUUAUCACCUUUACAAAGAAUAAUCAAUUUCAAGCCUUGCUUCAGUAUGCUGACCCAGUAAAUGCACAUUAUGCCAAAAUGGCUCUGGAUGGCCAGAAUAUCUAUAAUGCAUGCUGCACCCUGCGUAUUGACUUCUCCAAGCUCACCAGCCUUAAUGUGAAAUAUAAUAAUGACAAAAGCAGAGACUUCACUCGCUUAGACCUUCCUACUGGUGAUGGCCAGCCAUCCCUUGAACCUGCUAUGGCUGCUGCUUUUGGUGCACCAGGUAUAAUUUCUUCACCAUAUGCAGGGGCUGCUGGAUUUGCCCCAGCCAUUGGAUUUCCUCAAGCUACAGGUCUAUCAGUUCCAGCUGUUCCUGGAGCUCUUGGUCCUCUCACAAUCACCUCCUCUGCUGUCACUGGAAGGAUGGCCAUUCCUGGGGCUAGUGGUAUACCGGGAAAUUCUGUUCUACUCGUCACAAAUCUCAAUCCUGAUCUUAUCACACCACAUGGGCUUUUUAUCCUAUUUGGAGUCUAUGGUGAUGUACAUCGAGUGAAGAUUAUGUUUAACAAGAAAGAAAAUGCCUUGGUUCAGAUGGCAGAUGCAAAUCAAGCUCAGCUAGCAAUGAACCAUCUAAGUGGUCAGAGACUUUAUGGGAAAGUGCUUCGUGCUACACUGUCCAAACAUCAAGCAGUGCAGCUUCCUCGAGAGGGACAAGAAGACCAAGGUCUGACUAAGGAUUUCAGCAAUAGUCCUUUGCAUCGCUUUAAAAAGCCGGGCUCUAAAAACUUCCAGAAUAUCUUUCCACCUUCAGCCACUCUGCAUCUUUCCAACAUUCCCCCUUCUGUUACAGUGGAUGGUCUGAAGAACCUUUUCAUAGAAGCUGGAUGUUCAGUGAAGGCUUUUAAAUUCUUUCAGAAAGAUCGCAAAAUGGCGCUCAUUCAGUUGGGAUCUGUGGAAGAAGCAAUUCAGGCCCUCAUUGAGCUUCAUAACCAUGACCUUGGAGAAAAUCACCAUCUCAGAGUUUCCUUCUCAAAAUCUACAAUCUGAGAAUUUUUCUCUUUUCUGUGAAUUUUUCUCCUAAAACUGGACCAUAAUUUCAGUAAAACCUUCAGACAUAGACUGAAGCAGUUCACAACCAAUUUUGCCUCUUUCACAAAAAUAACUCUGAGUUUGAUAUUCAAGUAUAUUUUAAAAAUCAAGGGAUAUUCUUUUUUUCUAUCCCCUCUUCCCCACCACUGCCAGUCAAAGGUUUCUUUUCCCUUUGUACCAUGGUUUCUAUGAAAAUAACCUUCAGGAAAAAGAAAAUCAGGAAAAAAUGUUUUUUAAAUAAUUGUAUUCCCUAUAUUAAAUUAGAUUUGAAGAGGAUUAACUGUGUUUUAAUUUGGGUCCAGAUCAGCCUUAUACAACAUUUCCAAACUCCUUUGUAUACUUUUAAAAAAUUUAAACACUCAGACUUCUAAAAUUACUUGAUGGAAGUAAUUUAAAUCGCUUAUGACCAAGUUAUUGACCUUAUGAAUCAGAAGUCUGACCCUUGUAGGAAAUUCUGUUCACUUAUAAAUUACAUCAGAUCUUUGCCAUAUAUCAAUGGUUAUUAUGCAUAAACACAUUGAAUUGUGUGGCAGCAGAUUUAUAAACCUGCAUGUUUUCUUUCAAUGUUAUCUUUUUUUCCCUGUAAGACACUCCUUUAAAUAAUGCCUAUCUUUAACUUUUUAAGACUAUUUGGAAAAACGAAGUGUCUCAGCUGUUCCCAGGGAAAUUAAGUGGAAUCCAACUAGGAUCUGUUAAGAAGAUGUCAGAAUAACUAAUAAUUUUAUCAGGAAAAAAGUGUUUUAAAUUUCAAAUGAUACUUACUUGUCAAGUAAUAUGAUCUUAGAAAAUUUUAAAGAAAAUAAUUCUACUUAUAAACUACUUUUUUAUAAUUGUUUUCAGAAAAAAGUUUACAGUCUUAAGGAAAAUAUUCAGGUCUAUCAUAUGGUUUGACAGAUUUUUUAAAAGUUAUUUUUGGUAAGGUCUUCUUUUAGAAAAAAAUUAAUCUCAAGGGUUUUUUGUACCACUAUAAUCUCUAAUACUCAAAAUUACUGUGUAUUUACUUAAUUUCUUCUUAUGUGCCUUAUUAUGUGCUUGAGAUACAGUAGGUUAGAGUUUAAUCUAGAUAUCUGGAAAGCUAUAUUGCGGACUCCAUAAGCAUUUUGUUUUUUCUUUCUCUUUUGGUAAGGUUUUAAAAUUUUUUUAAUUGCAAUUUUAAGUGGUUUUCAGUAAGUAAUAGUUUUUAUCAAAUUUUUGGUGCUUGGUGCAGAGAUGGUGUGGGGAAGGGUGAAUGGUUUGGGGAAUAAUUCAGUGCACACCUGUAGGCCUCUUUACAUUGUGAUUAAUAGGUGUUGUUGCCAGUUAUUAUUGCAUAUCAAUUUGGGGCUGUAGAGUGCAAUGUCAGUUUCAUCUUUAUCACCCAUCAGAAUUUGUCUCAGGAUUGCUUGGUUUUUCUCAAUACUCAAGGGAGAACUUAAUUUUCUUUGUUAAUGUAACUUUAUUACUGAGUGCCCACAUACUUGGAGUAUGAGAGGGUGGGUUAUUUCUCAUACUCUGUCCCUCUCUUUUUGGUUGAAUGUAAGAGUACAUUUUAAUGUUGCUUCAGUGAUUGUAUAAUGUAAAAUUGUUUCUUUUUAAUAAGAAACUUUGCUAUUAUUCCUUCAAUUCUUUUUUUUUUGGAGACGGAGUUUUGCUCUUUUUACCCAGGCUGGAGUGCAAUGGCACAACCUCGGCUCACCACAACCUCGGCUCACCGCAACCUCCGCCUCCUGGGUUCAGGCAAUUCUUCUGCCUCAGCCUCCUGAGUAGCUGGGAUUACAGGCACGCGCCACCAUGCCCAGCUAAUUUUUUGUGUUUUUAGUAGAGACAGGUUUUCACCUAUGUUGACCAGGAUGGUCUCGAUCUCUUGACCUCAUGAUCCACCCGCCUCAGCCUCCCAAAGUCCUGGGAUUACAGGCGUGAGCCACCGCGCCCAGCCAUUCCUUCAGUUCUUAAUCAGAAUUUUUUAAAGCAGAAUUUGUCAAAAGGGUCAUUUUUGUCUACCCCUUUUACAGUUUUCAGAUUCUCAAAGUGACUCAUCUCAACUUUUAAAAGCAUACAGAACAUCUUCCUGGGUAUGGUGGUGUGCACCUGUAGUCCCAGCCACAGGCGAGGAGGAUCACUUGAGCCCGAGGAGUUCGAAGCUGCAGUGUGCUAUGAUCACAUUUGUGAAUAGCCACUCCACUCCAGCCUUGGAGCAUAGUGCGACCCCUUCUCUAAAAAAUACAAAUGUAAAAAAAUCUCAAUCUCUUUUCUAUAUUCUAGUGAUUAAUUAGAACAUAGGGAGGUUUUUUACAGUAGAAAUUUUACCAAAAAAUAGAGACUGCAAGAGAUGAUACAGAUUAUUUAAAAAAGCAGAAUUCACUCACCACUGAGCAACACUUAGUUGGUAGAACAGAAAAGAGCAUACUAAAUUAAGACCUUUCUAAUGGAUCAGUUUCCCCGAAUAGAUAGGUAUAAUUAUGUAUAUAGUUGUGGGGUUUUUUUGUUUUUUUUUUUUACUUAGGAAAUAAAUUUUUACCUAGACACAAGGGGUGUAUGAAGGAGGAAAAAGAUUUCUUUGCAAAAUCUCCCAAAAUUUGCUUCCCUCCUCCCCACCCAGGCACUAUUUAUAAUUUUCAGUGCCAUGCUAAAUUGGAUUAUUUCAUUUACUUUAAGUUAGGAAUUAUUGUGUAAUUUAUUAAUUCAUGAUUCUUACAACAUUCAGCAUAAGUGUAGCAAAAGUUGCUAAUAACAGAAGGGAGAUCAUAAUGGUGUUGAAUGUAAUUUUGAAGUAGGGAAUGGCCUUCAAGUCUGAGAGAGAACAUUUGAAUCCUUUUCAGGGAUUUGUGUAGGGGUGUGUUUGUGUGUGUGUGUGUGUAGAUAAGUGUAUAUACAUAAAUACACUCUUCUAAAGUUGUAUAUACAUAUGCACAUUACAUACAUUUUAAUUUAUUGACAAAAUUAACCAAAUUAAGAUUUGGAGAUGUGGGAUGUUCUUGUUUUAAAAUAGCAUGUUUGAAACCAUCAGUUUAUGUCUAAAAUUAGCUGUAGCACAUGGAUGUUGUCCAUAUUUAGCUAUUCGCUGUUUGAAUUACAGUAUUUGUGUUGGCAUAGUUUUUAUAAAAAGAUUAAAAAGUAUCAGGAUGGUGGAAAAACUAGAACUGUGUAUUUCUGUUUUGGCAUGCAUUUAUUCAGUAUCUUGUAGCAAUGGUUGAUUUUUUUCUCUGUUGAUCUACCAUAGUAUCCUAUUUUUAAGUUUAUUUGCUUUAUUUUAAGGAGUAUUGUCAUCACUUUUCAAGAUGUCUUGACUUCUACACAAAGUAUAUAUAUUCAGGACUUUAAAAAAUAGCAGUACACAUUUAACAGUAGCAAAUUACAUCAUAAUGAUUUAUUUUGAGAUCUGAAUAAUUUGCAUAGCAAUAAAAUGUGUUUUAUGUAACAUACAAAUAGAAAAAUGACCCAGUAUCUUAAUUGCUACUUACUGGAGAGUAUCAGAAUUACUUCUGGAGAGUAUCAGAAUUGCUACUUACUGGAGAGUAGCCCUUACAUAAUGCCAUAAAUACUUUAAGACUAAAUAUUAUAAUCAGUUAUUUGAAGUAAUGUUUCUGAUUUACUGUUAAACGUUGCCGUUGCCGAGCUCAGUUUUUGGAGAUACAGUUUCUGCCUACCUGUUUCCUUAUGAGAAUGAGACCUCUUUUGGCUCCAGCUAGUAUGAUGAUCAUGGGUUCUGCUUUAGUUGCUAAGAAGUGGCUCCUAUGACUGCCUCUGUUCAGUUUCUUUUUUUAAAUUUUUUUUUGGGGGGAAGUCUCGCUAUGUUGCCCAAACUGAUCUCCAACUCCUGGGCUCAAGUGAUCCUCCUGCCUCCGACUACUGAUAGUGCUGGGAUUACAGGCAUGAGCCACCACGCCUGACUCUGUUCUUUUCAAAGUCUCCAUGCCAUCAGUCAGCAAUGCUUAUAUGUUUAGCAUAUUGUCAUGCCGUUUAUCUUCUGUUCCCACUAGAUAUUUUUGGAUAAAAAAAUGACAAACUCAAAAGUAUGGUCUUUUUCCCCACCUAUCUCUUAGAAAACCUAAUAUGUACUGCUAUUUUUAAAACCAAAAAGAGACAGCAUGACGACGUGUAAAGCAUUUUUCUUAAGCCUUUCCUUUGUCUUGAUCUGUUGUUAACGAGAACAAAACUGCCAGACUUAAAAUACUCAACUAUUGUGCUAAAAGAAAUACAACUUAGAUUGCACAAAAUCAGAAAAUAUAACUCAGCUGUCUUUUAAGAUUGUGUUGUUAUCUACAAGACUAUUAGCAGUCUUUUUUCAGAGCAAAUUUUAACAGCUAGUUGUGAAUGGUUUAAAAAAUAGAAAAUUAUUAAAAUCUUAGUUUGAGGGGUUUUAUAGUGGGAGAAAAAACAGGACCAAAGUUUAUGUGCCUUCUUCAGUAGUCUUAAUUGACCUUUUCUUCCUAUUUGAGACUAAAAUAGUAUCAGUAUUCUGGUUUUCAGGAAAUAUGUAUUAUAUAGUUUUAAAAGAAUGUUGUCCCGCCAACUAUUCAUCCAAGCAAAGAAUUGUAACUGUAUAAAUGAAGUCUCAGUUACACUUUUGCCUUUAUCACAUAAUAUUCAUUAUAGAGCAUUGUGCAGGUCCAAGAAUAGAGCUGCUCAAAAUCUUUGUGGUAGUUUCCUUAGUUUUUGUAUUCUGAGGCAUAUGUUCCAGAGAACAGGGAUAUUUGUCUGGUCCAGUAACCUUGGUGAUCAUAGUCAUAAUCAAAAGCUGCCUACGGCAUGCUUAAAUCAGCACUGUCACCUGGUUUGUUGUUGUUGUAUUAUUUUCACUUCUUGGAUCUAUGUAGUAGUUGUAAUAACAAAUAUUUAAAUAGCUAUUUUUUUGAUGCCAUUAAAAUCAUACUCUGGCCUUUUUUCCCCCUUGCCAUUGCUUCCCAGAUCUUUUAAAAAUUCAUCCCAUAUCCAGAAAGUACCAAUUAAAAAGAUUGCUGACCAAGCAAAGCUUUGCAUCAAAAUGUCACCUCAUUGCUCUGACCAAAGACUGACUGUUCUGGUUUUAACUCCUCUCUGUGAAGCAUUUUCCCCAAGCUCCUUUCUGAAAGAAGACCCAGUGCAGAGCGGCCUUUACUUUCUAUUUCCUACUGGUGAAUAGACUACUUAGAGAAAAUGGGAGUUUCAGUGUGAACAGAAUGGAUUAGGAUGACAAGAGUUUGAUGGGCAUUUUCAGUACUGUAUUUAAGAAAAAAAAAAAUAGCACAGCUAGGAGCCUCUGACAUUGUCUGGUGUUUUACGUGGUCUGUUCAUAAAAAUUCCCCUUUUCAGUUUGUAAGAAUGAAACUGCUAACAGAAGAAAAUGCUGUAAAUAUUUGUAACAACAUUUUUUUUUAACAAGGCCAAAAAAGACAAAAAGGUUUUUGGGAACAAAUGAACUUAUAAAGUGGUUUUAUAUAAAACAUCAAUUGUCUUGUAUAUUUUGGAUAAACAGCAGUACCAGCUUUCAUUUGUAACAGAGUUUGUGGCAUUGGAAAAAAAGGAUUCUGUGAUUGUUGAAGUGAAUUAUGUUAUAAAUGCAAAGAAGAUAAAAUAUUAAAAAACAUAUUUUCUAAA